AACAGUCAGUACGUAACGAACGGCCAGACAAAGUAGUUGGGAGACGAAAGAACGCGGCGCUUAACAUUUUUCGAAACGGUCCACCAGUGAGUCAUCUAGUAGGCGACGCAACAGCUUCGCCAUGGAGAUUAGCUUGGUAACGCUGGCCCUUUUGGUCGGCUUGUGUGUGGCAGCUUACCGGUACUGCACCAAGCACUACUUUUACUUCGCGGACAAACCAAUCCCCUUCCUCAAGCCAUCGUUCCCGUUCGGCAAUGCCGGCCCCAUACUGAUGAAGAAGGUGACACUGUUUGAGCACUUCAAAAAUCUGUACGACGCGUUCCCCAACGGAAGAAUACACGGCAUGUUCAAUAUGCGGCAACCGGCGUACGUCGUGCGUGAUCCGGACCUGGUGAAGCAGAUCACCGUGAAGGACUUCGAUUACUUUGCCGACCACAUGACCACCGGCAUGGAGCAGUCCGAGGAGAACAACUCCAAUCACUUGCUGCUGGGCAACUCGCUCGUAUCGUUGCGUGGACAAAAGUGGCGCGAUAUGAGAGCCACACUUAGUCCCGCGUUUACCGGCAGCAAGAUGCGGCUGAUGUUCGCCCUGAUUGCAGAAUGUGGUCAAACGAUGGUGACAUACUUCCGGUCGGAAGAGCAGAAGGCUCGCGCGUCCGAAGGAUCCGGGUUGCAGCUCGAGAUGAAGGAUGUCAUGACGCGCUUCGCAAAUGACGUUAUCGGUACGGCCGCAUUCGGCAUUAAGGUGGAUUCGUUCCGCGAUCCAAGCAAUCAGUUCAUCAGUAUGGCCCGUUCGGUUACGAGCCAGGAAUCGUUGGUCAAGGCGAUCAAAAUGAUUGGCUUCACCUUUGCGCCGAAACUAAUGACGCGGUUGAACAUUGAUUUUCUUACGCCGGAAGAGGAUCGAUUCUUCCGGGACACGAUUAUGGAGACGAUGAGGACGCGGGAGGAGAAGGGCAUCUUCCGACCGGACAUGAUCGAGCUGUUGAUGCAGGCCAAGAAGGGUAGCCUGAAGCAUCAGCAGAAGGAGGAACCAAAGCAGGAGACUGACCAGGCUGCUGAAGGAUUUGCGACUGUUGAGGAGUCACAUGUCGGAAAGCGUGCCCAUGACCGUGUCUGGUCGGACACGGAGUUGAUUGCACAGGCUUUCAUUUUCUUCUUCGCUGGGUUUGAAACCAUUUCCUGGACGUUGUCUUUCGCGCUGUACGAGUUGGCUGUCAAUGACGAAGUCCAGGCCCGUUUGUAUGAGGAAGUGCGCGAAUCGGAACAAUCGCUCGACGAGGGACAAACGCUCAGCUACGAAAAGCUACAAUCGCUGCAGUAUCUCGAUAUGGUAAUUUCGGAAACACUGCGUAGAUGGCCCAUUGCUACGGUACUGAACCGGGAGUGCGUUCGAGACUAUCAGUACGACGAUGGACAGGGGGUGAAGUUUAUCAUUGAGAAGGGUGCCCAGAUCUUCAUACCCGUCGUUGGAUUUCACUUUGACCCGAAGUACUAUCCCAACCCGGAACGUUUCGAUCCGGAGCGGUUCAGUGAGGAAAACAGGAAGAAAAUUCAAACUGGCACGUAUUUACCGUUCGGUGCUGGACCGCGUAACUGUAUCGGAUCCCGAUUUGCACUGAUGGAGGCAAAGGUGGUCCUCUACUAUCUGUUGCUUCACUUCCAUGUGAAACCGUGCGCCAAGACCCAGAUACCGCUGAAGUUGAAAAAAUCCUCCACACAGUUCCAAACCGAACAAGGCAUUUGGUUGGAGUUCCAGUCGAGAAGCAGCUAGGUUCACAACCUCAACAUCAAUUUUAAUAUCUGUAGCUGUGGUAGGUUAAACGAUCAGCAUAAUAUAUAAUUAUCCAAUCAGUCA
Molecule: messenger RNA, 1858 nt
Organism: Anopheles stephensi (Asian malaria mosquito)
Lineage: Eukaryota; Metazoa; Arthropoda; Insecta; Diptera; Culicidae
Product: cytochrome P450 9e2-like
Exons: 3
Coding region: 122-1774 (550 amino acids)
Molecular function (GO): iron ion binding; heme binding; oxidoreductase activity, acting on paired donors, with incorporation or reduction of molecular oxygen
Source: RefSeq, a predicted model, not a curated record